UAUAUAAGCACGACAUAGCACAAGGAACUAGGAAAUAGAUGGAUACGAGGAGAAAGAGGCAUUUCGUGUUGGUUCAUGGAGCUUGCCAUGGGGCAUGGUGUUGGUACAAGAUUGUUGCUCUAUUGAAAUCUGAUGGACAACAAGUCACAACACUAGACAUGGCAGCUUCUGGAAUUCACCCAAAGCAAGUUCAUGAAUUGAAUUCUAUUACAGAUUAUUAUGAACCGUUGAUGGAAUUUCUAAGGUCAUUGCCACAAGAGGAGCGUGUGAUUUUGGUGGGUCAUAGUUUGGGUGGAAUUUGCAUAUCUAUGGCUAUGGAAUUUUUUCCUAACAAAAUUGCAGCUGCUGUAUUUGUUACAGCUUUUAUGCCUUCUCCUCAACUAAGCUUCGUAACUCUUUUCCAAGAGUAUAAUCAAACGACGGAUUCCAGCAUGGACUCGAAAGAUACAUUUGACGACAGCCCAAAUAAUAAACCCAAUGGAACCAAAGUACUUGGGCCCCAACUCUUAGCAUCCAAGUUCUAUCAACUAUCUCCACAUGAGGACUUGUGCCUUGCAAUGUUAUUAGUAAGGCCUGUUCGCACCUUUGGUGAUCAAGAGCUAUUACAACAGAAAACAAGUGUCACUAAAGACAACUACGGAACUGUUGCCAAAGUCUACAUUGUAUGCCAACAAGACCAAGUGAUAAAGCAUGAUUUUCAGCUAUCAAUGAUUGAACGAAAUCCUACAAACGAGGUUAAAGUGAUUGCUGAUGCUGAUCACAUGCCUAUGUUCUCUAAACCGAAAGAGCUUUUUGCAUAUCUUCAAGAAAUUGCAGAGACAUAUUAUUAGCACCUGAGUUUGUGUGCUAAUUUGAAUUUAUAAUAAUGAUGACUAUAAAGAAUAAAUAUCAAAUUAUCAUAAAGCACUCACAUCUCACAUCUCUAUAAUGAAUAAAUCAAUAAAUGAUAUUAUAACUAUUUUGAUUA
Molecule: messenger RNA, 967 nt
Organism: Cicer arietinum (chickpea)
Lineage: Eukaryota; Viridiplantae; Streptophyta; Magnoliopsida; Fabales; Fabaceae
Product: methyl jasmonate esterase 1-like
Biological process (GO): salicylic acid metabolic process; jasmonic acid metabolic process
Molecular function (GO): methyl indole-3-acetate esterase activity; methyl jasmonate esterase activity; methyl salicylate esterase activity
Source: RefSeq, a predicted model, not a curated record